Messenger RNA from Mycena citricolor, 2670 nucleotides. NCBI's taxonomy places the organism in Eukaryota, Fungi, Basidiomycota, Agaricomycetes, Agaricales, Mycenaceae. The record is from the annotation of a GenBank genome assembly.
GAUAAGCUAGCUUGAUACGGGCAUUGAGGCUUGCUUGAUCUUUCUCUUCGAGCAUAAGAGGAUUGCUUUCCUCCCAUUUGAGAUAUGCUUUCCAACGGCCCACGAAGGUCCGAUCUUGAAUCUGCGAGGGAACGGGGAGAUACAUUCCCGAAGAGGGGGGUAUGAGACCGUUAAGAUGCUCCGUUAGCCGUCGCAGGACUGAACGAGCUUGGGUGUGGGCUGCCGACAAGUCCGUCAUGAACUUCUUCGCGGUGAGCUUGUUGAGGCCGGUCUCAAACGCUUCCAUGUCACUCCACAGUUUCUCGACGUUGUCAAGCGGGAUUUGGACAGCUCGUUGAUAGACCUUGCGCAAAGCGUCCAUCUUCUGUUGUGUUUCCCAAGUCGUGGUCGUCUCGGCAGAGUGGAGGAACUGGAUGUACUCGGCCCAGAUGGAACCGCUGUCGCGAUCCUGGCCAAUGUGGGUAAGAGCGAAUUCAUACGCCUUGCGUACCGUUUCGCGCGUCGUGGAGUUUUGAUUCACGCGCCGGACAAAGUUCAGAUAGAACCUCCACAGAUCUACAAACGGCGACGGGCGAAGGAAUCUGUUCAGGAGCUCCUCUCCACGACGCAAGUCUGGGAUGUUGAAGAACCGAUUGAUAAACGCGAUUUCCGCUUCGGCCGUGUGCGGGUAGUUUUUUAACAACGCUUCGUAUGCCUCGUUGAAUUGUUCCGUAUUCUCGCUGGCGUCUGCAAGCUCGCGCAACCGACUCCAGCCUUGGGGAUCAUGUGGAGACUUUCGUAGUCGCGACAACAGCUCGUCAAACUCGGAGGAAAGAGGGGAGGAUGAGACAGAUUCAAUCUUGACGUUAGGAUCAGGUUCGUAUUCAGACAUCGCGAGGACGAGAGUCAGUCAAAGGGCUCGUUUCACUUUUGCUACACAAUGAGAAAGUUUGUGCACGUCGAACACGUCGAACAGACACGUUCUAGGUCUCACUGCUGCAGUUAGUUUUAAUGAGCCGACUUUUGGAGGUGAGGCCUAGCAACGAGCCUGCAGCAGCUUGAUAGCACACGAGGUGAGAGGUACGAAGUCGAAAGCUAAGGACGCGAAGACAGGAAAGUGAUCUGUGAUGUCACAGACUAUUGUCACCUUUCCUGCCUCAUGAUGAGUCUGAUGUCGCAUUCCGCCAUUCCGAGUGAAGGCCAAAGCUAAAGCUGUAUGCAAAUCUGCUUCCAUUUCUAAGCGCAUCAGCCUGCCCUGGACUUCGAUCGUUUUUAUUCGAGCCGUCAUCUAAUCAGGCGAUCUCACCAAGGACGUUUACUGUUGUCCGCUCCGAGUCUCAGCAGCCAUGUCGGCGCUAUGUUGCCAAGGCCGUCAUCGCUAUCCAUGAGAGUGGUUACGUGGCAAGCUCCCCUCCAUAUUCGGUUCCGUCGCCGUAAUCCGGCCCACAGAUGAACAUUGGACCUGUCAUCUAUAUGUCAACUUCAGAAGUGCUUAUAAAAACAUCGGGGAAUUUCUUCGCGACGGCUGAACACCUCUCUCCCCGAUGAGUGAAGCUUCCGUCACAUCGUUACCCAUAACCCAAGUCCGCCCGUAUCAGAGCUAUCCCGGCUCUGAAUACAUCUUGCCUACAGACGAGGUCGAAAAACUAAGAUUGCAAACUCAACAUGACUCCUUGAAGCGCAUAUUCGACAACAAGAUUUUGUUUGCCCCAGUCGAUCUCGGGCCAGAUGACAGAGUCCUCGAUAGUGGUACUGGGCCUGGUCUUUGGAUCCUCGACUUGGCUGGGACGACCAACCCAGCGACUCAUAUGAUUGGGCUCGAUAUCGAAUCUCGCCUCUGGCCCGCAUCCCAUCCCGAGAACGUUAAGUUUCAGCUUGGUUCCGUGACCAAGCUGCCCGAAGAGUGGACCGAUACUUUCUCCCUCGUGCACCAACGUCUUUUGAUUCUCGGUCUCCAAAUCCCCGAAUGGCCGACGGCUUUGUCAGAGAUGUAUCGGGUGCUUCGACCCGGGGGAUGGGUCCAGAUUGCGGAGAGCACACCUUGGGUAGAGGACUCGUAUCCUGACCGGCCGUGCAUGGAGAAGCUAGUCGCACUGUAUCGGCGGAUCGGCGAAUUGCGCAACCUGUAUGUUGACUGCGCCUACGAUAUGCCCAAGUUGCUCGAGGAAGCGGGUUUUGUCAGCAUUCAAAAGGAAAUCAGAGAUCAGUGCAUGGGCAGCUGGGGAGGACCUGAUGGGGAGGUCAUGAGGCUGAACCACGUCGGAGUCUUGCGCGGCAUCAAGACACCUGUCUUGCAGGCCGGAGGAUUUGGAAUCGUUUCCUCGGAGGCAGAAUACGACGAGCUUCUCGAUUGCCUGGAUAAAGAAUGGGAAGAGAACCCAGGAAUGACGAAGGAAUUCAUGAUUUUCUGGGCGCAUAAGCCUACCAUUUAAAUCUAGUCUUUCACACUAAGUAUGUCAAGUUCCAGCCUCGAGGAAGAUAAGUGUAAAUGGUGGUACUGUACUAUUAGUAGGCAGAGAGGCAAGGUCAGGUGAUGACAUCUCAAUGGAGACAUCGCAAUUUGGAUUCAUAGGCUACUCUACAUACAGACAUGUACUUGUAAAAGCAGGGUGGUCAAACAUGAGGUGAUUUUGCAGUGAUUCUAGAGUGAUUCAUGGUGAUUCUGUGUGUCAAAUCAGACUUGAAUCACCA